UUGAACAUAAAAUAUAGAAAUCUGCUCAUUGCAUCAAAAAGUGAUGACGGAAGCACAAAGCAGUCGACAGAAGCAUGGCCACCAAAGAAGAAGCGGCCAAGCGGCCACUUAGUGAUGACGAGGAAGAGAAUGAGCCAGUAAUAACACGAAAACACCAAAAAGUAGAUAGCAGAAGUCGGAUGUGCCCAUAUUUGGAUACUAUUAACAGAUCUGUAUUAGACUUUGACUUUGAAAAACUAUGUUCAGUGUCUCUUUCCCAUUUGAAUGUUUACGCUUGUCUUGUAUGUGGCAAGUACUUUCAAGGCCGUGGGAUGAAGUCUCAUGCUUACACUCACAGUGUCCAAGAUGGUCAUCAUGUGUUUUUAAACUUGGAAACUCACAAGUUUUACUGUUUGCCAGACAAUUAUGAAAUCAUUGAUUCAUCACUAGAAGAUAUCAUUUAUGUAUUAAAUCCAACAUUCAAACCAGAUCAAAUUGUUGCUAUGGACACAACUUCUAAGAUGUCGAGAGCCUACGAUGGCACCACAUAUUUGCCAGGUAUUGUUGGACUAAAUAACAUAAAGGCCAAUGACUACUGCAAUGUCAUUUUACAAGCACUUUCUCACAUACCAUUGCUGAGGGAUUAUUUUUUAAGAGAAGAGAAUUAUAAGCAAAUAAAAAGACCACCAGGAGAUCAGAUGAUUUUCCUUGUGCAAAGAUUUGGAGAAUUGCUGAGAAAGUUAUGGAAUCCUAGGAAUUUCAAAGCACAUGUUAGCCCCCAUGAGAUGUUGCAGGCUGUAGUGCUAUGUAGUAAAAAGAGAUUUCAAAUCACUGAACAAGGUGAUCCACUUGAGUUUAUGUCUUGGUUCCUGAACUCUCUUCACCUUGCUCUAAAUGGUGGAAAGAAACUGAGUAGCAGCAUUGUCAACAAGACAUUUAGGGGGUGCAUGCGUGUUUAUACCAGAAAAGUACCAGCAGUUGACAUGAAAGAAGAAGAGAAACAACAGUUGCUCCUACAAGAGGAGUACCAAGAGAGAGUGGAAGAAUCUCAGUUCCUAUACCUGACCUGUGACCUCCCUCCCCCGCCUCUCUUCCCAGAUGAGCUUCAAGAAAACAUCAUACCACAGGUCCCACUGUUCAACAUUUUGUCGAAGUUUAAUGGGAUAACAGAAAAGGAAUACAAGACAUACAAGGAUUCUACAAUGAAAAGAUUUGAGCUGACCAAAUUGCCACCAUGCAUUAUAUUGUACAUAAAGAGAUUCACAAAGAAUACUUUUAUCUUGGAGAAGAAUCCAACGAUUGUCAAUUUUCCAGUCAAGAAUGUAGAUUUUGGAGACUUGUUAGCACCUGAAGUGAGACGGAAGCACAAACACACUGUGUAUGACCUUGUGGCCAACAUAGUCCAUGACGGAGAGACGGGGUCAGAUAAGGGCACGUAUAGAGCACACAUUCUACACAAGGGCAAUGGAAAGUGGUAUGAAAUGCAAGACCUUCAUGUUGUGGACAUUCUUCCUCAGAUGAUUACAUUGUCAGAGUCUUAUAUUCAGAUAUAUGAGGUCAGGAAGGACAUUGUUAACAGACCUCCACCAGCUGAUUCACAGAAUGGGAGUAAUAAUGGAUGAUCUUUUGAGUGUUUUAAAUGAAAAGUCUCCAAGUGACCACAGCUUUCAACAUUAGCUCUCACUGAAAGUAAUUUCUUAACAGAAUCAUAAAAUCCUCUGGACAAGUGAUUUUCUAGGAUUACCCUUUGUACCCAAAUAAAGACAUAUUAGAUCAAUUGUGAAUAUGUAUUAUUAUUAGAUUUCUAAAGUAGUGUGUAGAAUUGACAUUAUCUUAUAUAGUAUGAAGAGUAUAAAUCUACAGCGUAGAGAUGAAGAAUUGAAAAGUUGCUUAAUUAUCAGUAUCUGAAUACACCGAGUGUUACCAAUGUUGAGAAUGUUAUCAAGGUGAUAUCCGAUUACUACAUUUAUCUGAUUUUAAAUGUUGUGUAGAUUAUACAAAAGGAUGACAGUUACCUUAAAGCGAUGGACUCCAUUGAAACCAUGUAGUGUCAUCAACAAAUAUUGUACAGCCAGUCUUUAUUUCAAAUGUAGUUUUUAUUUUGUAUUUCGUCUUUUUUUUUUCAUAAAGAUUU
Lingula anatina is the source of this 2113-nucleotide messenger RNA. RefSeq names its product ubiquitin carboxyl-terminal hydrolase 39. Gene Ontology annotation, biological process: protein deubiquitination; spliceosomal complex assembly; mRNA processing. The record is from RefSeq and is a predicted model, not a curated record. Gene Ontology annotation, molecular function: cysteine-type deubiquitinase activity; zinc ion binding. NCBI's taxonomy places the organism in Eukaryota, Metazoa, Brachiopoda, Lingulata, Lingulida, Lingulidae.